Messenger RNA from Rotaria sp. Silwood2, 1269 nucleotides. Lineage: Eukaryota; Metazoa; Rotifera; Eurotatoria; Philodinida; Philodinidae. The record is from the annotation of a GenBank genome assembly.
AUGGAUGCUGGUAAGUGUGGUACUGAUGCUUCAAAGGCUACUCAUACCAUAACCAUUGACGAAACAGAUUAUUGUUGUAAAAUGCAAUUGGAAUGCUAUGACCAUAUAAAAGGAAUGCAUGAAUCAUCUAUGGCUGAUUGGAAAUAUCGUACGAUUUAUUACGAUAAUCAAAUACAAUGUGUUGAAUUUGAUGGAAGUCCUAAUCGCGAUUUGUGUUUAUGUGAUAAGCGCGCUGCUGAAUGUUUUAAAGGAGCGCUGUCUAGCUAUAGUUAUGACAAGAAAGACAUGAGUUUAUCGUCGGAUUGCCAGCCAAAAGUUACUGAUAUUGCUCUUCGCUGGAAUCCAGUAGGAGUCACAGUUGCCGGCACUACUGGAAUGCCGGGUGCAGCUCAAAAUCUAUUGAAUGCACCUCACAGUUUGGCAAUGGAUUCGACCAAUGCAUUAUACAUCUGUGACGCUGGUAACAGUCGAAUUCAAAAAUGGGUUCCAGGCGCUUCGAAUGGUACAACAGUGGCUGGCCAAGCAAAUGGAGCAGCUGGAUCGAGUGACGCCCAUUUCAAUCGUCCUUCGGGGAUAGCUAUCGACUCGGAUGGAAAUGUAUUUGUGGUUGAUACUUAUAAUCAUCGUGUUCAAAUAUGGAGAAAAGAUGCACUCUCGGGGAGUACGGUAGCUGGAGUAACAGGUAGUUUCGGCUUGCCAAAUGACCGACUGUAUCAUCCCUUUGGUGCUGCACGUGAUCCAAGAACGGGCACACUUUACAUUGCUGAUUAUGAUAACCAUCGUGUGAUGAGUUAUUUAUCCGGUUCAUCGUCAGGCACUGUUGUUGCUGGUGGCAACGGACCUGGCCUGAAGAAUACGCAACUUCUGUACCCUAUUGCAGUUGCUCUUGAUAUGUCAUCAGAAAGUCUUCUGAUUGUUAACUGGAGAGGACACAACAUAGUGCGUUGGAAGCUAGGUUCAAACAGUUGGACAAUUGCCGCGGGUAAUAUUAAUGGUGGUGCGGGAACAACAUCCAUGCAUCUAAACAGUCCCCGAGAUGUAGCUAUUGAUCGCUGGGGUAAUCUUUAUGUAGCAGAUACCAAUAAUCAACGGAUACAAUUUUUCAAAGCUGGGGAACUGAAUGGAACAACUAUUGCGGGUAUAACGAGUGCAAUUGGCAAUGUUGCAACGCAACUUUACUUCCCACAUUCACUCAUCCUAGAUAAUGAACUUAAUUUAUACGUGUCAGACAACCACAACCAUCGAGUCCAAAAAUUUAUGCGCUACUAA